CGACAGAACGCACCGUUACCGUUCUCUCACCUGUUGUAGAAGGCAGUAGCAAGACCUACGAGUACGGUCCCAAAUAAUAUUGGCUUUGUAAGGCGCUUGCGAGCGGACAGUCGACUCUGAUUCAUGACCUUGGCGGACUGCAAGCAACGCAGAGUUGACUGCAACGGAUCAAAUAAUCGAGAGUUUAUGAAGCUCCUGCGAACUUCACCAUUUCACAACGCAAAUUCUUCAACCUGCCUGUUCUGCUGACCUCCCCAAAGUUGCUUUCAUACACGCGCAAGAAACGCACGUACCAUUCCACUUCCUGUCAGUGGAAAAUAGUUUCUUCAUUCCUUUUGCGGAUACAUUUAUUAAAAAAAGAACCCCAACUGAAGUAGCUUGCAUUGUAUAUCACUAAGGUUUUUAGGACUAUUUGAAAACAAUUAAAAUUACGCCGUUACAAAAAAAAAAAAGGUAUUCUAAAACGGAACUCAAAUCGCUAUUGGCGGCGGAUGUGAUCGGAAGAAUAUCGAGUGAGGACCGGAAAGAAAAACAAAACAAAAUUGGAGGCGCUUUCGUUAUAGAUAGUUUGCGGUCUGUACAUUGUGUUAUACAUUUUACAAGCGUCUAUAAAUAUUCAAAUAGGUAUCUUAGUAUAACUUGCUACUUAGAUAAAUACUUCUGUUUACAUGUAAGGAAUACAAAACCACUGUAUUGUGGUCAGCCAACCUGCCUUGUGUCCAUCGAGCAAGCUAACAUUAGUUAACGAAACUUGCUGAAUCCCUCCUAAUGUCAGGAAGGGGUAGAUUUCCUGGACCGGAUCGGUUCGAAUACCUCCAAGCGUUGGUGACCGAGUUCCAGGACACCGACAGCUCAGAAGCCAGAGAGCAGGUGUUGGCGAAUCUGGCCAACUUCUCGUAUGACCCCCGCAAUAUGGAGGACCUGCUCAGGCUGCAGGUGACAGAGCUCUUCCUGGACAUGCUGACGGAGGAGAGCGAGAACUUGGUGGAGUUUGGGAUCGGGGGUCUGUGUAACCUGAGUGUGGUCCCGGCCUGUCGGGACCAGGUCCUGCAGAGCGACGGCGUCGCCCUGGUGACGGGCUGCCUGUCGAGCCGGCGGGAGGAGACGGUGCUGUCGGCCAUCGGCACGCUGAUGAACCUGGCGACCGCGGCGGCCUGGAGGGACCGCGUCACCGACCCCGCCGUGCUGCACUGCAUGCUGCGCUUCUCCCUGUCCCAGAGCGCCCGGCUGCGCGGCCUGGCCUGCGUCUUCCUGCAGGACUGCUGCUCCCCCGCGCAGGUGGAGCGCGCCCAGAGGGAGCUGCAGGGGAACAGCCAAACCGCCCUGGGCAUCCCCCUGCCCCAGAGCUAACCCGGGACAACCUUCCCCCUGAGCCAGACCUAACCUGGGACACCUUCCCCCUGCCCCA
Molecule: messenger RNA, 1408 nt
Organism: Conger conger (European conger)
Lineage: Eukaryota; Metazoa; Chordata; Actinopteri; Anguilliformes; Congridae
Gene: armc7
Product: armadillo repeat containing 7
Exons: 3
Coding region: 769-1350 (193 amino acids)
Source: RefSeq, a predicted model, not a curated record